GAAUUUGGGUACGCACGCAAUCACCAUGAACAGAAUCGGCAUUCGUCGGACGCCAGACUGACUAAAAGCACGCAACUGCCCUCAUCCUUGGUCGCUUGUUCAUUCUGCUCUCUUCCCUCAAUUUGUUGAAUUCAAGUCCUCUCAAACCACAUCAAAAUGGCGACCAACAUCACAUGGCACCCUUCCCUUUCUCGUGAGGAGCGCAACACAUUCCGCAAGCAGCCCGGCUUCACCAUCUGGUUUACCGGUCUCUCUGCGUCUGGAAAGUCGACUAUCGCAACUGCGCUCGAGCAGCACCUGUUGCACUUGGGCUUUGCUGCCUACCGUCUCGAUGGCGACAACGUGCGCUUUGGAUUGAACAAAGACCUUGGGUUUAGCGAGAAGGACAGGAAUGAGAACAUCAGGCGUAUUGCUGAGGUCGCAAAGCUCUUUGCCGACUCCUCCACAAUCGCCAUCACAUCCUUCAUCUCGCCCUUCGCCGCGGACCGCGCCACCGCGCGUGCCCUGCACGCCGAAGUCAAGGGCAACGACGCUCCGCUCGAGUUCAUCGAGGUCUUCGUCGACCUGCCACUCGAGGUCGCCGAGGCCCGCGACCCCAAGGGUCUCUACAAGCUUGCCCGCGCGGGCAAGAUUCCUGAGUUCACUGGCAUCAGCAGCCCGUAUGAGGCGCCCGAGAACCCGGAGAUCUACAUUAGGAGCGAUCAGAAGAGCGUCGAGGAAGCUGUAGCUGAGAUUGUGGCGUAUCUUGAGAAGAAGGGGUUGUUGAAGCUUAAGCAGUAGAGGCUCGUCUUGAGAUCGUGGUUGGCAGUAUAUGGUCUUCUGGCUACAAAACGUCUGUUGGAUGAAGCAAAUGUCGAUUGAUGAAGUGCUGGGCGAACAAACCCCCUGAGCACAAAGGAGGUUUGAUGUAUCUAUUGACGCCGGUGAUUCCUGUGCUUCGAGAGCAAGUUGCCUCUGGGAUUAGGAUUUUGCUUGCUGUGAGUUUCUCGUGUUGUCACAAAACUGAUCACAGCCGCGCAGGUGAGUGUCUACCCAGAACAUGCAUCCAAUUUCGUAGGUCAUGGGAGACAGUAUUAAGCUCUUCUCGUACAUGAGGAUUCCGAGGUUGCUUCCAAACUGUCUAGCG
Messenger RNA from Didymella exigua CBS 183.55, 1126 nucleotides. Its product is annotated as adenylyl-sulfate kinase. Lineage: Eukaryota; Fungi; Ascomycota; Dothideomycetes; Pleosporales; Didymellaceae. The transcript is spliced from 3 exons. Gene Ontology annotation, biological process: sulfate assimilation. Bases 157 to 780 code for a protein of 207 amino acids. Gene Ontology annotation, molecular function: ATP binding; adenylylsulfate kinase activity. The record is from RefSeq and is a predicted model, not a curated record.